AUCGCGACCAUCUUUCAGAGGACCCACGUCUUUUAGGAGCUCUUUCAACUACGAUCCUACAGUCUACAUAUAUAAUAGAAAUGGCCGACGAUGAGUUGGCCGCGCUAAAUGCUCUGGAAAAGGAAGCUUCAGAAUUCAACAAGGAUGCAGAGAUUGAUCGAAUCCGAAAAGCAUUCCCAUUAGAUGCAUACGCCAUCCUCGACCUCCAACCCGGCGUCCCUGACUCAGACAUAAAACUCCAAUACCGCAAAAAAUCCCUCCUCAUCCACCCCGACAAAACCCAGAACCCCCUCGCACCAGACGCCUUUGACCGUCUGAAAAAGGCACAAACCACUUUACUCGACGAAAAGGCUCGCGAACGACUAGAUGAAUGUAUCGCCGAUGCUCGACGAUUGCUAAUCCGCGAACAUAAAUAUACACUUGAUUCACCGGAACUGAAAACGGAGGAAUUCAAGGUUGAGUGGCGCAAGAAGACGGUUGAGGUAUUACUUGAGGAUGAGGCGAGGAGGAGACGGCAGUUGAAAGCGAAGAUGCAAGAAGAAGGUCGCGAGAAGCAGAAGGAGGAGGAAGAGAUGGAGGCGAGGAAGAGGAAGAGAGAGGCUGAUCAGGCUUGGGAGGCUACGCGAGAUGAGAGAAUAGGUAGUUGGAGAGAUUGGCAGAAGGGGAAGCAGAAGGACAAGGAAGGUGGGAAGAAGAAGAAGAAAAUGAAAGUCUUAGGAUAGGCGUGGUCGAUUUGACAACGACACGGCGUUCUGGUUGUAUUGGUCAUAAGGAGUAGCGUUGAGACUUUUUCUUCUUUUCCCCCCUAUAAACUCAUAUGAUGGGUCCUUUGAAAUUUAUUCCAUGAAUAAAUCUCGAUUUUAUUUAUUCUUUCGAGUACCCUACCAUA
Talaromyces stipitatus ATCC 10500 is the source of this 889-nucleotide messenger RNA. RefSeq names its product DnaJ domain protein. The record is from RefSeq and is a predicted model, not a curated record. Lineage: Eukaryota; Fungi; Ascomycota; Eurotiomycetes; Eurotiales; Trichocomaceae. The transcript is spliced from 3 exons. Bases 81 to 722 code for a protein of 213 amino acids.